AGCAAACAUCCAUCAAUUUGCUUUUUUUGUAUUCCUAUUCAUCAAUUAAUUCUACUAUCGGUGGCGGAGGCAAGAUUUAAAACUACCUAUGUGCUCAUUUCAUAUAUAUAUAUAUAUAUAUAUAUAUAUAUAUAUAUAUAUAUAAUAAAUAUAAUUAGAACUAAUAAUGGAAAAAUGAUUCAUUCAUAGACAACGAAUAAUCAACUAAUAUAAUUAUUGUUUACAUAGACAACCAUGACAAGUUUUCAUAUUUCGAAAGAAACGCAAAAUAUAUUCAUUGUACAAUCUUAAGUAAAUUUCUUUCAAUGUAUCCCACUAAACAGUCAGCAAAUUGAAUCGCCAAUUCGUCUUUGAACCUAGUUCUUAUCAUAACUCAAACUAAAAUGUUUGUUCUACUCUUACAUUUGCAACCGGUAGAAACAAAACUAGAUUCAUAAGCAAAUAAAUAACCGAUUAAUUUGGUUAUCCAUUGGUACAAACUCGAGGGAGCAUUAUUAGUUAAUCUAAUCAUAGAUAUGGACCCGACCCGACCCGACCCACAUCCCUAGCAGCAGCCGCCGUAUGAGCAAAGGAGAAGGAGUAAAGCAUUCGGUGUCGGUUUCUUUGUUUCUUUCUUAUAAGAAGGAAUCAGAAGAUUUCAGUUCUCUUCUCGGUUGUAAUCCCAACCGAAGCUCCGCCUAUACCACCUAAUCCUUUCUCCUUCGUCGCCGGCGUGCGAUGGCGACCGAGACCGAGACCUGCACCUCGGAUGGGGAUCUGCGACAUCGACCACCAAUCAGGUCAGACGCAAACAGCAAACUCGGGGCCGAUCUUCUCCUCGAGAUUCUGAUUCGCCUCCCCAAUCCCAGAUCCGCCUGCCGCUGCAAACUCGUCUGCCGGCUGUGGAGGUCCGUCAUCUCCGAUGCCUCCUUCAAUCGCCGUUACGUUUCUCACCACCAGACCACGAGCCCCAGCGAUCUCAAAUCGAUGAUCCUCGGAUUUCUCCCUCCCAUGGCUAAAGGAGCUCGAGACGCUCUGAAAGUCUUGGAUUGCAACAGAGGCUUGGUUUUAUGCGGGUUCUGGGAUGAACUUAUAUACACCGACGACGACGGGGAACGCAGCAGAUCCUACUUGCUCUGCAAUCCGUUUACGAAGCAGUGGGCUGCUCUCCCUUUGGCGCCGAAGAAGUCAGUGAUAUAUUCUGCUCCGGUGGCAAGGUUAGUUUUCGAACCCCAAACAUCACCACCUGCUGCUGCUGCUGCUCAUCGGUUCCGGGUGGUGUAUCUCUACCAUCAGGUCGAGCCAAUAUUAUCUAUCAAACUGGAUGUGUUUUGUUCCGAGUCUGGAGAAUGGAUCAAGGAUGCUGUUGUCCACGAUUAUGAUGUCAGAUCCAAAGGUGGUUUAGCUUCAUGGAAUGGGGAGUUGUUUUGGGUGUAUCGACAUUACCUUAGCCCUGACUUUGGUAUUCGACCCUUGGUGGCGGUGUUUGAUCCUUUCCGCCUCGACGUGCCUCCCACGUUGGACAACAUGUACAAGGAAAACUUCAGCUUCUUGUUAAAUAGUAGUAGUAGUAGUGAUCCAACAAAUCCCGAUGAUGCGGCAGCAUUCGCUCCAGCCAAGGUACGAAGGAUUAAGAAGAGGCGUGUAGAUGCUGCAUUCGCUCCAGCCAAGGGUCUCACGAACUCUAAUGUCAAGGUGCGAAGAAGGGUUAAUAAGAAGAGGCGCGCAGUUGCGGCAUUCGCUCCAGCCAAGAGUGUCUUGCCAUCGGAUUCUAAUUCCAAGGUACGACGAAGAAGGGUUACGAGGCGUGUAGCUUCCGGGGCGGAAGCAACAAGUUUUGGGUUCAAAACACCAGUGAUAGUGAAGCAACAACUCCCUCCCUCAGUCAGCUCAAUGAUUGCGACAUGGCCGAAACCUGAUGUGCAAGAGGAUCGUCCUGAUACGAGAGAUUCAACCGAUGAUAACAUUUGAUUGCUCAGGUGUGUGGCCCUUUCCACCAUUGAUUGAUUGAAUUGAAUUGAACUCUCUUCAGAGUUUGCUUGGGAUGAUGCAGAGUGCGUAAGCUGUAAAGCCGUUGAUUUUUUUAGGUAAAGGGCUGGUGAAGUUUUAACCGUCCGGUCUGGUGGAUAAUCUCACAUGUGAAAUAUAUGAUAAAUAUAAUGACCAAAUUAGUAUUUAAUGAUGUUCUGCCUUUUCCAACUGUAGCGUCUCCAAAUAGAUGAGUCUUCCUCUACUUUAACCGAUCUCUUGAUCAUUUCAAAAUUUUUUUUUUUUUUUUGUGUAGAAUUCAUUUUCAAAUGAAUUCUUAUAUUAGGAAUGCCAUUUUCAAAUUUUAACCGAAUGAAUUGGAUCACAUUUGAAAGACAUACAGAAAUGAACUCAAUAAUAAUUUCCCAAAUAUAUCCUUCGCUCAUGGAUCAUUAUCUUAUCAUAGCCAAACGUGAGAAGUUCGCUUUCCACUAUAAUACUUAAUGGAUGCCCUAUGAAGUAAGUAUGUUGUUGGAUUAGGACUCAGGAGAAGGUAAUGUUAUUUUUAGGCAUGCAAAUGCAAGCCUCUAGUGUCUAGUGAUAUGAUUGAAUUUCAUGAUUAAUAAGCAACGCCACGGUAACUUACAAUAAGUAAAUAUUAUUUCUUGAGGUGAUCCAAUCCAAUCCAUGCAUAUUAUGAACUCCAACGGCAUCCCAAUCUAUGGGGUCGUCCAGGAACUGAAAGCUUCUGUUAGAGCCACUCUAGGAUAACUUCUUUCGAGUUAGGUAAGAUAUUUGGCUGAAAUUUGUAAAUUAAGUGUAGACUUUAUUUGGAAAUUCCACCAAAAUUCUUUUGAAAAUUUAAAUUCAUAGAAAUGUUUAAAUUCAUAGACUUUAUUUGGCUCCAAUUUCAUAGAAUUCAAAUUCUAGAAAAAUUUAAAUUUGAAAAUAAAUUAUUUUACAUACCAAACACAUAAACACUUCAUUCCAAAAUGAAUUCUAUUCAAAUUUUUAUAGAAUUCAUUUAUAGCAAACAAUAAUUAGUUCAAAACCUUUCAACCACCGGUAGUAGCAAUCACCACUGCCACUACCGCCUUGUUCGCUGCAAAACCCUUCUCCAUUUCUUCGUCGUUUCCUCUCGCUUCUAGAAGCGGCAAAUAGAUUGGAUUCAUGGAUUGAUGGAUCCAUGGAUCAAAUGCAUUAGAGGAUCCAUGUACAGGAUCAAGUGGAUUGGUGAAUUAUCCAUGAAUCCAAAUGACAUCCUCAAAUACUGGCGCCAAGAUUAAAGCAACGCGAGUUCGAUCUUCAGCACCAACAUAUCCUCCCCAAACCGAAGCUUCUUCUUCCAGCCUGCAAACUUCCUUACUCCUUCGGCUUGAACUCUGCUUCGUUACAAACUCCUAGUUGCUUCCUCGUCCAUUGAAGCGUCUCCAACUCGAGUGAUUUUGUCAGAUGCCAACCAUCUGUUGUGUUCCACAGUACUCCAAUUCAAUGACCUUAUCCUUUGCCAGAUCUCUUAGAAAGUGAAACCUGAUGUGAAUGUGUUUAUUUCUCCCACGAAAUACUGGAUAUUUGUCAAUGAGAGGGGCGAGGUUGGUAGAAUAGAAAUUAGAUUUUUUAUUUUAUUUAUUUAUAAUGAAUGUAAUAAUGAGGU
Molecule: messenger RNA, 3601 nt
Organism: Linum trigynum
Lineage: Eukaryota; Viridiplantae; Streptophyta; Magnoliopsida; Malpighiales; Linaceae
Source: the annotation of a GenBank genome assembly